Molecule: messenger RNA, 4320 nt
Organism: Coregonus sp. 'balchen'
Lineage: Eukaryota; Metazoa; Chordata; Actinopteri; Salmoniformes; Salmonidae
Source: the annotation of a GenBank genome assembly
CUCGAGCCCCUUGUGAACGCGUGUACAAGAGUAUAAAUGGCUGUACUGAUUGUGCGUAAAGUUAGAAGAAUUGAACUUGGGGAAGAUCUACAACAAUGGACCUCAGUUCAUUGAUUUUUCUGAUACUUUCAUGCUCGCUUUGUUACGUUUUUGCAUUGUCACCGAAACAAGGUAAAGAAAAAUUCGGUUAUCAUGUAUUAACUGUAUUCUUAAUACCGUAACUGGUUAUAGCCACAUUAAUAUUUUAUUCGAUUUUCUCGACGCACCAAAAUACUUUGCAAUCAUAAUCAAUCGAUGGGCGUUGGCUCAUGACUUUUCAGUAGUGAUAAAGUUGUUGUUGACAUGAAUCUGUACUUCAGCAGACAUUCCUUGACCUCGUUCUGUAGCCAGCAGUAGUGUUGAUGUUGUGUGUUUCUGCUCGUUCCAGAGGUGUGUCUACUUCAAGUAGAUGAGGGACCUUGCGGAGAAGAUAUCCAGCGUUACUACUACAAUACUAUCACUCAACAAUGCGAGGAGUUUCUCUAUGGAGGCUGCCAAGGGAAUGCAAACAACUUCAUGAGUUUUCAGGAGUGUCAGAAAGCAUGUUUUAGAAUACCAAGUAAGUUUUUAUUUACAUUUUAUAUAGGUCUGUUUCUGUCACGCUCAGUCACGCUCAGUUUUUGGUUGUUGUUUUUAUUUAUUUAUUUAUUUAGACUAUAUGCCAUUUAUCUUAUGUCAUCAAAACAAUUAUAAAAUCAUGAAUUUUAUGAAACAUUUGGCCUACAGCACUUUUGAAAAGUUUUGUGGUUGUGAAGUUUUGAAAUGGACUGUCAAUUCAUCCAAACCAAUUCAGGAUAAAAGGCCAUACAAUGUGACCGGUUUCAUUUUUCAAUAGUUCCUAUUCAAACGUGUUUCUUCUCAACUUCUCCACCCCACCAGAGAUCCCUCAGAUCUGCAGGUUCCAGAAAAAGGUGGGUCCCUGCCGGGCCAUGUUCUUGAGCUACUUUUUCAACAUGACCACCAUGCAGUGUGAGCAGUUCUUCUACGGAGGCUGCCAGGGCAACGAGAACCGCUUCCAGGACCAGAUGUCUUGCAUGGAGUACUGCAGACCACACAAAAGUAUGUGGACAAUAGUCAAGGUCAACAGUCUGGCUGUUUUCGAUUAGCCGUGAAGCACAACAGAUAAAACAUUUCCACAUCCAGUGUUGAGCACAUAGGCUUAUUCCAUAAACAAUGCUAGUUAAACCAUAUUCUACGUUUCGGACUCUACUGUGUUCACUCUGUUGUGUUAUUAACUUUGUAUUACUUUUGAGGAAACAUCUUUAACUUAGCUCACAAUAAUUACAUGAGGAAUGAUGUAGAAACAAGAUUAGAGGAAGCUUUUUCAUGAAAUUUGGCAAUUUAAUUGCAAACACCUACAUCCUCAUCACAUCCUAGCCAUGAGGACUUGCAAUAGUUGAUGAGUAAUCAGGAAAUGAAACUAGAUAGAAGGACCAGUACUAAAGGACCAACCCUGAUGCUCUAACAGUCUCCUCUAUCAAUACCACAGGAGGUUGGUGGCACCCUAAUUGGAGCGGAAUAGGUGGAAUGGUACCAAAUACAUUGAACAUGGUUUCCAUGUGUUUGAUGCCAUUCCAUUUGCUCCAUUCCAGCCAUUAUUAUGAGCCAUCCUCCCCUCAGCAGCCUCCACUGAUCACUACUAUACUCAAACUAGAUAGAAAGACCAGUACAAAAGGACCAACCCUGACGCUCGUAACAGUCUCCUCUAUCAAUACUAUACUCAAGGGUCUCACAGUAUGCGAGUGCCUUAAUUUUCUCCUACAUUUUCUUGACAUUAUUGCAUACAGCCCUCUAUACAGACUUCUCUCAGUUGUACGUCUGUUUAUGUUCAGAAGCCGGAGAUGAGCCUCUCAGCUGAAGAGUAGCCUACUCUCUUCUUAUUGUCCUGUUUUUCUUAGACAAUAUUAUUCUGAAAUGAUUCCAUCCGGUACCCUCUCUCAAUUUUAUAUCUACUUACAUUAUUAAGAAACCAGAGAUGUAGCCUGGGUACCCGUCUGUUUAGCUGUUCCACUCCUGGACACUCCUUGUCAUGUUUGGAAUGACAAGGAGCGGCAGGUAGCUUAGUGGUUAAGAGCAUUGUGCCAGUAACCGAAAGGUCGCUGGUUCUAAUCCCCGAGCCGACUAGGUGAAAAAUCUGUCGAUGUGCCCUUGAGCAAGGCACUUAACCCUAUUUGCUCCUGUAAGUCGCUCUGGAUAAGAGCGUCUGCUAAAUGACCUAUUAAUUAUUAUUAUUUACAAUUCCAUAAGGAGUUGGCGAGAGAUCAGAAACAGGCUGGCACCCAGGCUACCAAAGAUGAGCGUCUUGGUUAAUGUUGGCUGAAGAGUAACCUACUCUCUCCCAGAGUUCUUAUAGUUGUUUUGUGUGAUUGCCAGCUACUCCUGUGCUCUGCCUGGAUCCCCUGGAUAAAGGAGGCUGUGCUGCAUCUGUACCGCGUUACUACUACAACUCAGCCUCCAGGAUGUGUGAGCAGUUCAUCUAUUCAGGCUGUGGAGGAAGCAGCAACAACUUUAUAUCCAGACAAAGCUGCAUGGACGUCUGUGCUAAAGGUAUGAUAAUGGUCAUGAUGCGCACACACACACACACACACACACACACGGGCACACACGUAAGUAUGCAUGUGAACCUCCCAACACACACACACACACACACAUAGUAUCCUCUAUUCUUUGUUUAUCUGAAGAUAAAACUGGGGGGGAAGGGAGGGGGUGUUGUUGAAUAUAAUGAAUAAGACUUAUUACAUCUGUCAGCCGAACAACCAUUUGCAUGUUCCCCAUAAUUGCAGUAAUGGCUACAGGGCUUUUCGUUAACGCAAGCUAACUCACUGUAUAUAUUUUUAGUAUCCCAGUAAUAAUUGAAAUGUGGCAGAUUAUAGACAGGUUGUGUUUAAGGUCAUUGUGUGACUGGAAUGCUGGCUAUCUAUGGAUCAGAUUAUAAGAAACAUGCUUUAUGUCUUUGUCAAUUUCUAACUGGGGAUCAAGCGCGGCCAGCUUUCAAUGAAGUACAGCGUCCAAAAACAGCUGCUUUACAUCUUAAUCUCUCAAUAUUGGCCACAUUAAUUGUAUAUCUGAGUAAUACAAAAUAAAAGUGUGCUAUAACUGAGCAGUAUGUGUGGUUUAGGUUAAUCUGCACAUAGUUUUCAAUAGUUUUAGAUGGUUUUAGCAGAGCUGAGUGUUUCCCUGCCCCCCAGCAGGCAAACCGAACAUUCUGGACCUUACUGUGAUGUAAUAAUAACCUAUAUGAUGAUAUGUAAUUUUCUUUGUUUCAGAUGGGAAACCAUGGAUAACCAAAAACAAAGGCAGAAGAGCAGGCAUGAUGAGAACAACCGCCAGAAAACGUAUUAGAAUAAAGUCUAAUAGAGGUAUUAAAAUGGUCAACAAUUUGAUUCAGUGAUUUUUAUUCAAAGGGUCACAUGAAUUGACCGUAAAUGAACAGACAUUGAAAUGUUGAAUUGUAUGUUUUUUUUACUGCACCAGAAUUGGCUUGCUACUUGCACUGCAUUUUUCUGUAAUGAUUAACUGUGAUGCACAGUUGAAAAUAGCGAACCAAUCAAUCAAAUGUGAAUCAACCUACACCAGCAAUAUUUUUGCUGAGUAGGUUUCUCAAGACAGUUUGUAUUGUAGUAUACAUUUAUCAUGGCAACUAUCAUACAAUAUAAAAAAUAUAUUGUUAUUUUAGAUUUUUUUAAAUACUGUUUAUACUUUAACUGUUUACUGUUUUCUACCAUUUAUGAUUAAGUAUUACUGAGGCACUGUUUAGAUUGUUAAGCAAUAUUAGCAAAAUAAUGAAUGUAUUUUUUUGUGUUUUCAACAUAGUACAUUUGAACAAAAACCUUUGGUUAGCUUUAUAUGAAGUUUUUGCAGCAUGACAUAAUGGAUAUAAUAAAUAACUCAGAAAUGAGUCUGUACAGGACUCAGUCGUUUUUCUCCCAUUUGUCCUGAAAUUCCACUUAGCCUCUAACUAUAAUCCUGUUACUAAGUAGGAAAAAGAACUGAAUGUGUGUCAACACUUCUGCAUUUUCCUCUGGGUCCUCUUUUUCCCCCCCCAUGUAUGCUUGCAUUCGUCACCUUGCCCCUUCUCAUCCAAAGGCUUGAUACUUCAGCAGAACACUUUCUCCUGUUUCUUUACCUAUCCCGCUUCCUUUCUCCCCUAAAACUUUCACUUUCUCCUCUUAUCUUGCUUUGACUGGGUAGUUUGGUCAUUUUCAGCCCCUUCAGAACAGCCGGUCUAAAGGAAGGUAGUAACCACUACAUUUUACAUAUGCUCUUAUCCAAAGCAAUUUA